Molecule: messenger RNA, 2936 nt
Organism: Chanos chanos (milkfish)
Lineage: Eukaryota; Metazoa; Chordata; Actinopteri; Gonorynchiformes; Chanidae
Gene: ablim1b
Product: actin binding LIM protein 1b
Exons: 23
Coding region: 1-2322 (773 amino acids)
Biological process (GO): cilium assembly; cytoskeleton organization; lamellipodium assembly
Cellular component (GO): actin cytoskeleton; stress fiber
Molecular function (GO): actin filament binding
Source: RefSeq, a predicted model, not a curated record
AUGCCCAGCCUGCCCAACCUGAGCAGUUUGGCAAAAUUGUGCGGGUCGAGCCAUGGCGGCGAGCGCGUGGUGCUGGACCGCGUCACACGCAGGAACUCGGUCAGGCGAAUGUCGAUCAUUGAAGACGGGAACGUGGCAGAAGUCCUGUACCUUAUUCCGAAACAGUCCAUGAUGGAGCAGUUACCCUUCCUCAACCCCAGUGAAUACGUCAUCCUGGAGAAGAUGCCUCCACCUCCAGACAUGGGACUGGUGGCCCACAGUCAGAACGCACACCUCCCCACGGAGAGACCACUUAUCCAGUGCUAUAAGUGUGGAGAACCAUGCAAAGGAGAGGUUCUGCGGGUCCAGACCCGGCACUUCCACAUCAAGUGCUUCACUUGUAAAGUGUGCGGCUGCGACCUGGCCCAGGGCGGGUUCUUCAUGAAAAACGGGGAGUAUCUGUGUACGCUGGACUACCAGAGACUCCAUGGCACCCGCUGUAACAGCUGUGGAGAGUUUGUGGAGGGAGAGGUGGUGACUGCCCUGGGCAAAACAUACCAUCCAGCCUGUUUCGCCUGUACUGUCUGCAAAAGACCCUUUCCUGCUGGAGAUCGCGUGACUUUCAAUGGAAAAGACUGUCUCUGUCAGCGCUGUGUCCAGCCCACAUCUCCCCCCCCAAAAGAUAUCUGCAUCUCCACCAACUGUGCAGGCUGUGGUCGGGACAUUAAGAAUGGACAGGCCCUGUUGGCCCUGGACAUGCAGUGGCAUCUGGGCUGUUUUAAAUGUAAAGCCUGUGGGAAGGUCCUGAGUGGGGAGUACAUCAGCAAGGACGGUGUGCCGUACUGUGAGAAGGACUAUCAGUUGCAUUUUGGGGUUCAGUGUGAGGCCUGCAAUCAGUUUAUCACAGGGAAAGUUCUAGAGGCAGGAGACAAACACUACCAUCCCAGCUGUGCACGAUGCAGCCGGUGCAGCCAGAUGUUCACCGAGGGGGAGGAGAUGUAUUUACAGGGUUCUACAGUAUGGCAUCCAGACUGUAAGAACAGUAGCAGAGAGGAGGAGAAAUACAGGCCCACAAGGUCGUCGACUGAGAGUGUGUGCUCGCGUCCUGGCUCCAGUCUUCCUGCUUCUCCAGGUCACAACAUCUAUGCAAAAGUAGACGAUGAGAUUAUUGAUUACAGAGACCUAGCUGCCAUCCCCAAGGUCAAGGCGAUUUAUGAUAUAGAACGACCAGAUAUGAUAUCCUACGAGUCUGCCCACUGCACCGCGUCCACCCUGGACACACAGAGCAGGCACAGCCCUGGAGAGUCUCCGCGGACCCUGUCUCCAACGCCGUCUGCCGAGGGUUCCUAUGAUAUGAGAGAACGCAUCAUGCAGAGGUCCACCAGCCAGGGCUCCAUUGGUUCUCCCGGAUACAGUCGCCAUAGCUACACACCCUCAAUCUCCCGAUCGCCCCAGCACUUCCACCGACCAGGUACUGAGCCGUCUAGUGGCAGGAGCUCCCCCCUGUCCUCCCGCUCGGCCACCCCGACCCUCUCUCUGACCCCCAAACAUUUUCACAUCCCAGAUCAAGGCACCAACAUGUACAGGAAACCACCCAUCUAUAAGCAGCACGACUCAGCUGCUCUGGCAGCCCAAAGCAAGUCUGCUGAUGACAUCAUCAAAUCUGCCAAGUUCCCCGCUGCACACGCCCCACGCCCAGACGAAACCCCAAAGAUUGAGACUGACUACUGGCCCUGCCCUCCCUCCAUCGCUGCCAUAGGAUCAGAUGGGAGGAAUCAGACACGAGAUGAGGAAGAGGAGGAGCAGAUAAAACGCAGACAAAUCCAGGAAGAACAUCUUAGCAAGAUCCAGUCAGGGCUGGGGAAACUCAUUCUAAAGGAGGAGAUGGAGCGAGAGAUGACCAGAGAGAGAAACACACGCAGUGUGGCCAUGCACCGCUAUGAUUCUCCAUAUUCCAACUAUCAGCAUUCACCAUCCAAAGCCUCUUCUCUGCCUGGCUACGGACGUAAUGGAGUCCAUCGGCCUCAGUCUGCAGACCUGAUGCAGUAUGAGAGCUACGGAGAUGUCAGCAGGGCACGAAGAGAUUUUAAGGACAGCCAGGUGCCCAUGGACAGGGGACAGUCUAUGCCUAAUAUGUUGGAACCAAAAGUGUACCCAUAUGAAAUGCUCAUUGUCACCAACAGAGGGCGCACUAAGCUCCCAAAGGAUGUCGACAGAACCAGGCUGGAGCGCCACCUCAGCCCUCAGGGGUUCUUCCACAUCUUCGGGAUGGAGAUCCAGGAAUUUGACAGACUUCCGCUGUGGAAACGGAAUGACAUGAAGAAGAAAGCCAAGCUGUUUUAGCCUCUUCCUUUUCUCUCACUCCUAUAAUCUCUGAGUUUUUCUUUUCCUUUUUUGGGUUGCUUUCAGACAAUUUUUUGUGUAAACAAAAAGCUAUUUUUCUUUGCUUCCAAAAAAGACCACUCCUUAUUUUUCACCUAUAUAUCUCCUUAUUUUUCCUCUGCACCUAUAAAUCUCUUUGGGAGUGGAUUUGAGGCUGGAGGUGCUGUGUGAUGAAGCUGUGAAGAGGAGCAGAGACAGCAGAACAGACUGUUUUCCUGCUCUCAUUAAAGACGCCCCUCUCCUCUCCCCUUUCCUUCCUGCCCCUCUCGUUAAACAGGGCUGUAAUUUCAGGGCGUGGGGGGGGGGGUGCCUCGGGGACAUCGGCAGGGGUCUGCCUCUAAAGAGGCCAUUAAGGUGGGGAGAGUGUUGGGGUGUCCUGUGCCCCCUGUGUGGUGAGGGACCUGAUGUGUGUUAACUGGGGGAAGUGGGUAUUCUGGUAUGGGGUUGAGAGGUUGAGAGAACCGGAUCGACUAGCCAGGGGUCCCGCUUCCGCUCAAUCCAGGCCGGAGUUCUGGAACACAUUAAAAUCCAGGCAAAGAGAGAGAGUCAUCCGCUACUCAGCAAAUCGGCAGUCA